Messenger RNA from Drosophila ananassae, 2311 nucleotides. It is a transcript of the gene Hr78, whose product is annotated as nuclear hormone receptor HR78. The coding region runs from base 267 to 2105 and encodes 612 amino acids. Gene Ontology annotation, molecular function: RNA polymerase II cis-regulatory region sequence-specific DNA binding; nuclear receptor activity; zinc ion binding. Gene Ontology annotation, biological process: regulation of transcription by RNA polymerase II; anatomical structure development; cell differentiation. The record is from RefSeq and is a predicted model, not a curated record. The transcript has 5 exons. NCBI's taxonomy places the organism in Eukaryota, Metazoa, Arthropoda, Insecta, Diptera, Drosophilidae.
ACGGUCAUACUUUUUUUCCGGCCAUGGGCCAUUGUGCUAAUUGGAGAUUCAAGAGUGUUAUUUGCUGGACGCUUCAAAGAGGUAUUAAACAGGCCCAAACUGCCUUAAAACGGUGUAAAAUAUUGUGAAUUACAUAAUUCUAAGCAAGUGCCUCGAUAACUUCAGUUUUUAAAUCCAAUAAUGGUAAUGAUAGACGUGCAAUAGGAAUUCAAAAAAGAGCCAACUUUUUUCAAACGCCAGCUGAUAGCACCUUCAGCGCCACGACAAUGGACAGCGUUAAGGUUGAGGCGUUCAUCAAGAGCGAAGAAAGCCGAGCAAUGCCCCUAAUUGGAGGUGGCAGCGUACCAGGAGCCCCCCUCGGACCGGGGUCGGUCGGCGUUGGAGUGGGAGUCGGGGUCGGGGCCGGGUCAUCGACCACGCUAAGCGUGGAACUAUGCCUGGUGUGUGGUGAUAGAGCAUCCGGUCGGCAUUACGGCGCCAUUAGCUGCGAGGGCUGCAAAGGCUUCUUCAAGCGCUCGAUCCGCAAGCAGCUGGGCUAUCAGUGCCGUGGAGCGAUGAACUGCGAGGUGACGAAACACCACAGGAACCGGUGCCAGUUUUGCCGGCUGCAGAAGUGCCUGGCCAGCGGCAUGCGAAGUGAUUCUGUCCAGCAUGAGAGGAAGCCGAUUGUGGACCGCAAGGAGGGCAUUAUCGGGGCGGCAGGUGGCUCAUCCGGCUCCGGAGGGGGAGGCAGCUCCUCGAACUACCUGUCUGGCAAGUCGGGAUACCAGCAGGGCCGUGGCAAGGGCCACAAUUCUAAGGCGGAGGCGGCGGCCACACCUCCCGUUCAGAACGCCCAGGCAACUGCCUUUAAUUUGAAUGAAAACCUGUUCCCGAUGGGUCUGAACUUUGCUGAACUGACGCAGACUUUAAUGCUGGCCACCCAACAACAACAACAGCAGCAGCAGCAGCAGCAACAACAACAACAACAGCAGAGUGGCAGCUACUCUCCGGAUCCUCCAAAGGCUGAACCGGAGGAGGAUGAAGACGAUUCCAUGGACAAUAGUAGUACUUUGUGCCUGCAACUUUUGGCCAACAGUGCCAGCAACAACAACUCCCAGCACUUGAACUUCAAUGCUGGAGAGCCGCCAGCCGCCUUGCCCACCGCUUCCACAAUGGGCCUUAUCCAGAACUCGUUGGACAUGCGUCUGAUCCACAAGGGGCUGCAGUUGCUGCAGCCCAUCCAGAACCAACUGGAGCGCGGUGGGAAUGUGAACGUCAAACCCGAAUGCGAUUCUGAGGCGGAGGAUAGUGGAACGGAAGACGCCGCUGACACAGAACUGGAGCACAUGGACCUGGACUUUGAGUGUGGCGGAAAUCGUGGCGGGGAGUUUGUGGUCAAUGAAGCGGUCUUCGAUCAGGAUCUUCUCACUGAUGCCCAGAGCGCCUUUCACGUCCAGCCGCCGACCCUGGUCCAUUCCUAUCUGAAUAUCCAUUAUGUCUGCGAAACGGGGUCGCGAAUCAUUUUCCUUACCAUCCACACCAUGCGAAAGGUGCCGGUCUUCGAGCAGUUGGACGCCCACAGCCAGGUGAAACUGCUGCGGGGAGCCUGGCCAGCUCUGAUGGCCAUAGCCUUGGCCCAAUGCCAGGGCCAGCUGUCGGUGAACACUAUAAUUGGGCAGUUUAUUCAGAGCACUCGGCAACUGGCGGAUAUUGAGAAAAUUGAGCCGCUUAAGAUCUCCAAAAUGGCUAAUCUGACAAGGAACAUGCACGACUUUGUCCAGGAGAUGCAAACGAUGGAGGCAACCGACCUAGAGUUCGGUCUGCUCCGGCUGAUCCUGCUCUUCAAUCCGUCGCUCUUGCAGCAGCGCAAGGAGCGCGCCUUGCGGGGAUACGUGCGUCGAGUGCAGCUCUACGCCUUGUCGAGUUUGCGGAGGUUGGAGGGAGCCGACGGUAGUGGCUCUGGAGAGGAGCGGUAUAACAGCCUGGUGGCUCGACUGUUUCCCCUAAGCAGCCUGGACACUGAGGCGAUGGAGGAGCUCUUUUUCUCCAAUCUGGUCGGCCAAAUGCAGAUGGAUGCGCUGAUUCCGUACAUCUUGAUGACCAGCAGCACCAGUGGACUUUAAAUGGAAGCCUUUUCAAGCCCAUAGACUAUAAGACUGAAGAUGGACCAAGUGCGCCAAGUGGGCAGUACACGAAGCAAAUAGGAAAAUCCCCAUAAAAUAUAUUUAAUGUUUAGCAGACAAUAUUGCAACUUCUGGAUAGGUGUUAGUCCCUCGUGUAAUAGAAAGAAUUCCCAAUAAAAAUUGUUUUGGAAAAUUUUAUUAAACUA